Molecule: messenger RNA, 1797 nt
Organism: Fusarium poae
Lineage: Eukaryota; Fungi; Ascomycota; Sordariomycetes; Hypocreales; Nectriaceae
Exons: 2
Coding region: 1-1797 (598 amino acids)
Biological process (GO): secondary metabolite biosynthetic process
Molecular function (GO): flavin adenine dinucleotide binding; oxidoreductase activity, acting on CH-OH group of donors
Source: RefSeq, a predicted model, not a curated record
AUGCUUGUCAAACCCCAGUUGUGGCUUGCAUUUGCUGCAGCUGCAGUCGCGGCUCCGUCUCAAGACGCAUAUGACUAUAUCGUCGUUGGAGGUGGCACUGCAGGUGUAGCUGUCGCUGCUCGCCUCAGUGAAGGCCUCCCAUCCUCCAAGAUCCUGCUUAUCGAAGCUGGUCCUGAGGCACUUGAUGAGCCAAAGAUCAAUAUCCCCGGUCUCAAGGGUACAACCUUGGGAACAAAGUACGACUGGAAUUUCACCACUGUCCCCCAGACUGGUGCCAAUGAUAGGGUCUGGCCUAUCAACCGUGGCAAGGUCUUGGGCGGAAGCUCCGCCCUCAACCUCAUGACCUACGAUCGUGCGGCUGCUGCCGAAUACGAUAGUUGGGAAGCCCUGGGUAACCCGGGAUGGAACUGGAAGACAAUGAUCAAGGCCAUGAUCAAGUCAGAGACCUUCACUGGCAAGAAUACCGCUACAUAUGGUUCCAAGGGUGUCGGCGACAGUGGCCCGGUUCAGGCUGUUAUUAACCGUGUCAUCCCCAAACACCAAGAGUCGUGGAUCCCAACUCUCAACAAGCUCGGUGUCCGAAAGAACCUCGAAUCUCUCGGAGGCGACCCGCUGGGUGUUAUGUACCAGCCUAGCAGCAUUGACCCUGCCAACUAUAAACGAUCAUACAGCGCUAAUGCGUACGAUGAGAUCUCUGGCUCUAACCUCGAGAUUGCUGCCGAUACCACUGUAGCCAAGAUCAAUCUGAGUCCCCCCAAUGGCAACAAGAAGGCUGUCGCCACUGGUGUCACUCUUACUGACGGUACUAUUAUAAAAGCUAGCCGCGAGGUCAUCCUCUCUGCUGGAUCCAUCCAGAGUCCGCCCUUACUUGAGCAGUCCGGUAUCGGAAGCAAGUCUGUCCUCGCAGCUGCCAGCAUUAAGCAAAUCAUCGACCUUCCUGGGGUUGGAGAGAACCUUCAAGAUCACCUUCGUAUCAUGAGUUCUUACCAGCUUAAGCCUCAAUUCACUUCCAUUGACAUCUUCAAGAGUAAUGCUACCUUUGCUGCAGAGCAAAUGGCGCUUUGGAACGCUGGUAAACAGUCACUGUAUGAUUAUACUGGCAGCGCCUACACCUUCUCGACCUGGAAGCAGGCCCUCGGUAGCGAUACCAAGUUGCUUUCUCUUGCCAAGGAGGCUGUUGCGAAGGAUGGUAGCAAGGUUGACAAAAAGAAGCUUGACUUCUUCAAGGAUGCAUCUAUUCCCCAAGUUGAGGUCAUCUUCUCUGAUGGCUACACCGGUGUUAAAGGCUAUCCUGCUGCUACAUCACCUCUCUUUGGAAAAGGCUUUGUUUCUCUUAUCGCCGUCGUCAUGCACCCUCUGAGCCGCGGUAGUGUCCACAUCAACCCUUCUGAUCCCGCUGGCAAGCCCAUCAUCAACCCCAACUAUCUGAGCAAUGGUCAUGACGUCGAGGCUGUCACUCAAGCUGUGAAAUACAACCGCAAGAUUGCAAACACUGAGCCUAUGCGUUCUAUUUGGGAUGAUGAGUAUGAGCCGGGCUUAGAUGUCAAGACUGACGAGCAGCUCAAGGAGUAUGCUCUUCGCACUACACUCAGCAUCUUCCAUCCUACUGGAACAUGUGCCAUGCUUCCCAAGAAGGAUGGCGGUGUUGUCGACGCCAAGUUGAAGGUGUAUGGAACUGAGAACCUCCGCGUCGUUGAUGCCAGCAUCAUGCCGCUCUUGAUCUCAGCACAUAUCCAGACCGCUGUAUAUGGCAUUGCCGAGAAGGCUGCCGAAUUCAUCAUCGAAGCUGCGAAGUAA